This is a messenger RNA of Drosophila willistoni, 1397 nucleotides long. RefSeq names its product fibrinogen-like protein 1. Bases 168 to 1364 code for a protein of 398 amino acids. Lineage: Eukaryota; Metazoa; Arthropoda; Insecta; Diptera; Drosophilidae. The record is from RefSeq and is a predicted model, not a curated record. The transcript has 3 exons.
UCUUUCCGAUAGAUUAAAAAUAUAUCGAAAAUUCUCGAUUGUUCACAAAAGUAUCGCGUUUAUCGAGUGGAGACCUAUUGUUUUUAUUUUCAAAUAGCGGGUGGGUUUCGCCAUUGUCAAAUCAUGAGUCAACUACAAAAGCUCUAGCGAAAGUGAAACCCAGCAAGAUGCCUCUGAAGGAUGCCAAAAAUAAAACUGAUUUAAACAUGGGAAAUACUACACAUUUUGUAAAUGGAACAACUACACCUCUGCCACCUGCUGAGAAGUUAACAGAGGUGCAUAUAGAUCAACACAAGACUAUACGUAUCACCAAGGAGGAUUUAAAUGAUCUUCUAGAUUUGUACAUGGGUAAAAUAGUACAAAAUGCCGUGACCAUUAAAGAUCAAGAAAAUGAAAUAAAUCAACUUCAAAGCAAGGAUCAAGGCGAAAACGAAAUUUUAAAAAGGUUUCAGAAUUUAACGGAAGUGUGCCAAAAUCAAACUGUGAUAUUUGAAAAAAAUUUAAAAAAUAAGAAUGUAAAAAUCGAAUCACUCGAAUUGAAAUUAAAAAUCUAUGAAGCGAGAUUGCGUCGAAAACAACAUGCACUCAGUGAACUAAGAAAACACAAUGAAUCCCAUAUGCUUUUAAUAGAGCAUUUAAAAUUAAAACUUAUACAUUUGGAACGAAAAUUUCGAGAGAAAAAAGAUGAUUUAUUGGCCGAUUGGGAAUCAGCAACGACCACAUGUAUACCCUACGGCAAAACUUCGGGUAUACAUUUGAUACAGCUCCCAAAUUAUUUGCCCUUUCUGGUGCACUGUGAAGGCCUUACCCCGGCUGGCCCUGGCUGGACGGUUAUACAAAGGCGUUUCGAUGGUUCGAUUGAUUUCUAUCGCAAUUGGAAACAAUAUGCCAAAGGAUUUGGUAAACUAAAUCGAGAAUUCUUUUUGGGCUUGGAGAAAUUGCAUUGGUUAACCAAUUCGCAACCCCAUGAAUUAUAUAUAAUAAUCAAGAGAUUCAAUGGCGACUGGAGCUAUGCACAUUAUGAUAAUUUUCUAAUUGGCAACGAGACAGAGGGAUUUGAGCUACAACUACUGGGUCAUUACGAAGGCAAUGCCAGUGAUGCCCUGAGAACGCAUGAUAAAAUGAAGUUCUCUACAUUUGAUCGAGAUAAUGAUGAAUUUAUCCAUAUGAAUUGUGCGGUUCAUCAUCAUGGCGCUUGGUGGUACGAUUUUUGCUCCAGAAGUAAUCUUAAUGGCAAAUAUUUUAAAGAGGAAGUGGAUAGUGCCCAAAGUAUCUAUUGGGAACCAUGGUACAGUUUUAAGUCCUUAAAAUCUGUACAAAUGCAAAUACGACCCAAAAGUCUAAAGGAAUUGGAGAUUAAAUAACUUAAAAACUAUAAACCAAAACAAGUAAAACAA